This is a messenger RNA of Cervus elaphus (red deer), 7626 nucleotides long. RefSeq names its product CBFA2/RUNX1 partner transcriptional co-repressor 3 (gene CBFA2T3). Gene Ontology annotation, molecular function: transcription corepressor activity. Gene Ontology annotation, biological process: negative regulation of DNA-templated transcription; DNA-templated transcription. Bases 115 to 2259 code for a protein of 714 amino acids. The transcript is spliced from 12 exons. NCBI's taxonomy places the organism in Eukaryota, Metazoa, Chordata, Mammalia, Artiodactyla, Cervidae. Gene Ontology annotation, cellular component: nucleus. The record is from RefSeq and is a predicted model, not a curated record.
CUGCACGGCUGCUCCCUGGCCGGCCGCACUAUCACGGUGACACAGCUGGCUGCCUCGCCGCAGGCUGCAGGCGACCUCCCCCACCGGCGCCUCCCCAGGCCCGCCCUGCAUCACAUGAGCCCCUGUGGCCACCCGCCCCUUCCCCAGGCGGCUGCAAGAAGGCCUGAAGCAGUCUGGGGGACAGAGACCUCCAGUUCAGAGGAGCCCAGGCUGACCAAGGCCUGCGUCUUUCCCUCGAGGGCCCACGAGGUUGAGAAGGGCAUUGAGCGUGAGGCUCACGAGGCUCCACACCGCUGCCCACAACGGGGCUGCCCACCUCCCACCUCAGCAGGAUUCAGAUUCCUGAACCCGCCCUCUGGCUCCAUGUCCCGGGCGUCCCCCGUGCUGGACAGUGGGCCCUCGGCAUCCACCAGCUGUUCAACACCCCGGGGUCCCAGGAAGGGCGGUCCAGCAGACAGAAAGGAGAAGGCCACCGCGAUGCCCGACUCCCCAGCUGAGGUGAAGACGCAGCCCCGGGCCACGCCCCCCAGCAUGCCACCCCCACCGCCUGUCGCAUCCCAGGGGGCCACACGACACCCCUCCUUCACACCCCACACAAAUCGAGAGGACGGGCCUGCGAUGUCUCUGCCCCAUGGCCGUUUUCAUGGCUGCUUAAAAUGGUCUAUGGUCUGUCUCUUGAUGAACGGCAGCAGCCACUCGCCCACGGCCAUCGGCGGCGCCCCGUCCACGCCCAACGGCUUCAGCAAUGGCCCGGCCACCUCGUGCACGGCCGCACUAUCCACACAGCAGCUGCCCCCAGCCUGUGGGGCCCGGCAGCUCAGCAAGCUCAAGCGCUUUCUGGCCACCCUGCAGCAGUUCGGCAGCGAUAUCUCCCCAGAGAUCGGGGAGCGUGUGCGCACGCUGGUGCUGGGGCUCGUGAACUCCACGCUGACCAUCGAGGAGUUUCACUCCAAGCUCCAGGAGGCCACCAACUUCCCACUGCGGCCAUUUGUCAUCCCUUUCCUGAAGGCUAACCUGCCCCUGCUGCAGCGGGAGCUCCUGCACUGCGCCCGCCUGGCCAAGCAGAGCCCUGCACAGUACCUGGCCCAGCAUGAGCAAGCCCUGCUGGAUGCUGACGCCUCUUCCCCUGUCGACUCCUCGGAGCUCCUGCUGGAGGUUAACGACAACGGCAAGAGGAGGACCCCCGACAGGACCAAAGAGAAUGGGUCAGACAGGGACCCACUGCACCCGGACCACCUCAGCAAACGGCCAUGCACCCUGAGCCCCGCCCAGCGCUACAGCCCCAGCAAUGGGCUGCCCCACCCGCCGCCGCCCCCACACUACCGCCUGGAGGACAUGGCCAUGGCCCACCACUUCCGGGACUCCUACCGCCACCUUGACCCCCGGGAGCUGCGGGAGCGCCAUCGGCAGCUGGCAAUGCACGGAUCCCGGCCUGAGGAAGUGAUUGACCACAGGCUCACGGAGCGCGAGUGGGCGGAAGAGUGGAAGCACCUCAAUAACCUCCUAAACUGCAUCAUGGACAUGGCCGAGAAGACGCGGCGGUCGCUGACCGUGCUGCGCCGCUGCCAGGAGGCUGACCGUGAGGAGCUCAACCACUGGAUCCGGCGCUGCAGCGACGCGGCAGAGGACAGCAAGAAGGGCCCUGGGCCGACCGCCCGGCCCCUCAGCAGCUCCACAGGCACAGAAGGUGCUCAGCUAGACGUCCACCGGGAGUUCAUGCCUCGGACCCUGUCUGGCUACAUGCCCGAGGAGAUCUGGAGAAAGGCGGAGGAGGCGGUGAACGAGGUGAAGCGGCAGGCAAUGUCAGAGCUGCAGAAAGCCGUGUCUGACGCUGAGCGCAAGGCCCACGAGCUCAUCAGCACAGAGCGGGCCAAGAUGGAGCGGGCCCUGGCCGAGGCGCGGCGGCAGGCCUCCGAGGACGCCCUCACUGUGGUCAACCAGCAGGAGGACUCCAGCGAGAGCUGCUGGAAUUGUGGGCGCAAAGCCAGCGAGACAUGCAGCGGUUGCAACGCGGCCCGCUACUGCGGCUCCUUCUGCCAGCACAAGGACUGGGAGAAGCACCACCAUGUGUGCGGACAGAGCCUGCAGGGCCCCGCGGCUGCCGUAGCCGAGCCUGUGCCCGGACAGUCCGACACUGCCACAGGCCUGGGCCCCUGCCUGCCCCCGGCCGCUGCCAGCCCCAGCGAGGCGGGCUCCACUGGGCCUUCCCGCCCUGGCUCUCCUGGCCCACCCGGCCCCCUGGACGCAGCGCCCCGCUGACCCGCCAGGACCUGAUGCCCAUCGAACUGCCCAGCCCCGCCCGGCCCGCAGGACGCGCACCCAGCCCUGGGAGCCGACCAUGGGAGUCACCGCUGCUACUGCUUCUCUCCAAAAGAAAACAGAACCAACAAGACUGCAUCCACACGACUUCCUCAGCUACCUGACGAUCACGCCUCGACCUCUUCCGAAUCCUCAGAAACCACCCGCUGAACUUGAGGCAGCGGGCGGACGCCGGCCAGAGGUGACCGGCUCGUCCACACCCACCUCUCCCUCCCUGUCUUGCUCUCUGUCUUGUUUUUCUCUCUUUAUGACUUUCACAUACUUUCUCUUCGAUGAAAAAAUAGAAUUGUUUGGUGGCUUAUAUUUUCAUUGAAGAAUUUUGGGGGACUUUGUGGCAAGAGAGCUACUCAGAAAUGGACAAAGAAAACUGAGGUUUUCUCCCCUUGCCUGAUUCAAAAGGCAAAAGGAAAACUGUUCUUUCAUAGCCGGAGAUCCGAGCCGCCAGUUCAUGGAAACCGCCCUAGGGGUGUGUGGCCAAUGCGGUGAGGCUGGUGAGAAAGAUGUCAGACUCAAGUCGUAAUUUUUCAUUUUCAGAAUUUUUUCUCCUUUAAUGUCAAAUUCUUUGGCUUUAAGUAGAAAUCCAAAAAGUUUUUUAAAAAAAAGAAAAAAAAAGGUAAAGGAAGCAUGCUGCAGUCCAUGGGGUCGCAAAGAGUCGGACACGACUGAGCGACGGAAAUGAACUGAACUGAAAGGAAGCAUACCUGUAAACUACCUUGCCAGCUAGCUAGCCAAGGACGCCGGACACACCUCUGCUCCAAAGGAAAUCCAAAAAACAUACACAAGAAGUCAAAAUCCAAAAUUUUGUUGUCACUGCCAAAGGAUGUUUUUCACUGUUUUCCUCCACGCCUGGGCUUGUUCCAAUGUCCGUCUUUUCUCUUGCUUUGAUUCUGUUUGGGGGGCGAUGGGGUAUUGGGGUUUGGAGUGUUUUGUCCAACAGGAAGCAACUUCUUUCUUUUCAACUCCAUGGCAGCGCCUCCCCUGGGGCCGGGUGGGGUGGGCAGUGAGGCCCUCGGCACCCACACGUGUGUGCAAGUGUGUGUGUGCAUGUGCGCUGGGACACACCCAGCAUGCAUCUGCACACACGCAGGAAGGGUAUCUUGUCCGUCCUCACACCCUCUGUGAAUUUCCAUCACAUUUCAUCCUUUCCACUUGUGAAAAAAGUGCUAAUGUGUCCUUCCGAGAGAGAAUAUAAUUCCGAGACAAAACUGUGACAAUCUUUCGGGUUGAUUCUCGACUGCUUUUCUGAGCACGAGGAGACAGCCACCACGCCUUCCGCUGCUGCUUCUCCUCGUCCUCCUCUACCUCUGCCGCCCGCUACACGAGCCUGCCGCCCAGCUCGUCUCUCCGUCCCAGCCCCCGUGUUUCCUGCAGCCCCUCUCCUGUCGUCACACUUUUGCAGAAAAAGGAAAAAAAAAAAACCCACAAAGAAAAGCAAUUUGCCCUCCCUGCACCUUCUGGAGACUUGACCAGCUGUAUAUAACCCUGCAUUUUUGUCCAGCUCUUCCUCAGGGGAUGGUCUCUCUGAAGUCCCCACCCCACGCCUCACCCUGACCCCCAUCCCACUCGCUCCCCCAGCGAUCUCAAGGAGGAAAUAAAGGAAUAAGGAAAUUCUGAUCUGUACUCAGUGGGAGAACAAACAGCAGACACAGUCUCUGAUCGGGGUUUUACUGCAUGGCUGUAAGAAGUUCCAGGACUGGAGUGCAAUAGUGACCAGCUACUGAAACCCAGAGCCCAGGGGCCUGCCGAGAGGCAAGAAGUCAAUGGUAUAUGAUAAUGUGAAUGUAUAUAGUCCUUGCAGAGGUCCAAAUGAUGAUAUUCAUGAUGAUGAUAAUAAAGAAGAGAUGUUUGCCAAAUAAAAAAUUAAGAGAAACCAUGGAGGUAUGUAAAGCAUAGGAACUAGGUUUUCAGAGAAAUCCGAACUGUGGUCCUCCAGGCAGCAAUGUGUGUGUUGAUCAUUGUUACUUUCCAGAGUUGUGAGAACUUAUCCUUUGAGUACUGAGAGGAAGGACUCCAUCCGGUCACCACAGACGAGGUGCUGUUCAAACCCCACCUGGCAGGAGUCCUAACUCUGACCGCCCAGCUAGACCUCUCACCCUCCAGAAAGCCUGUGGGCUGCGCAGGGCUGCCAGCCUCUCAGAGGCUCACUUCUGUGGGUUUCAGAAGAGCAGGGGCCACGUGGGAUUCAACCUUUCAUGAGGCACCUGUCACACGUGCAGUCUGCUCUCUUAUAAGCGCUGAACCUGUUGGAAUGGCAGUUUUGCACAUGCUAUGAUGUAGGCCCACCUCCCCUUGGCCUCUGUUCCUAUGAGGUUGCUGGUAGGCGGGCGUGGGUGGUGCCCAGGGCAGCCCGGGGUCUGGGGUGGGGGGAGUGGUUCAAGGCCCUGAUGUCAGGACUACUGCAGCCCCGCGGGUGGGCUUGGCUGGCCUCUGCUCCUCUUCAAGGACAGGCGGGCACACCAGGGGUGGUAGCAUAUUGGCCAGCUGGUGGCGUCAGUCCAGACCAGCCUGCAGGGCCAGACCACAGGCUGAGGGUCUGAGGUGGGGCAGUCCCUCCCACCCCAGUUGUUGGGAAGAGGUCGCUGCAAGCCCCCUGGGAAAAGCUGUCUUCCUGGUGUGACCCUCCACACCUGUAUCUCAUUCACCAAGACCUGCCGCUGGCUGGGCCUGCAGAAGCCUCAAGUGAGGGGCCGGCCACAGACCGACAGACAGAGCCCCUGCUGGCAGAGAGUGUCCACAGGGUCAGAGGGUGGUGGCCGGGUGGGCAGCACAGUCGAAGGCUGAGGCCCAGAGUGGGAGGGAGGGGGCGUCCCCGUGGGCGCCAUGUCAGCAGAUCCCAAAGGUGCGGGCCGGGUCACACGAGGCAGGCCUCCUCCGUGCCCUGGGAGCCUGUUUCUGUUAGUCACUGCAUUCAGGCCCUGCUUGAAGAGGCAAACUCAGAAUGAGUAGCCCUGGUGGGAAGGGGACUGGGGGUCUGUGUUUUCCUGCAGUUUGCAUCUGCAGCAGCUGCCUUUCUUAAGCAAAGAGGACAUCUGGACAGAAGGGGUCCCACCUCUUCUCUCUGCCCCGAGGCUGUCCUGCCCCUGGGCUCUCUGGUGGUUGGUGCAUGUGUGGGGAUCCCCUCCCAGGAGGCCCAGGUUCGACACGCUGGUGACCCCAAAGCUCUGUUAGAUGUGGCUGCUGGCAGAGCCUCCCUCCCCGCAAGUCAGGCCGAAACAGCAGCUUUACCCCCAUUCUGAGGCCAAAGUAAGGAUAGGAGGGCAGAGAGAGGUGGGCGGCAGCCACAGCUGCCAGCCCACCAGGCCACACCAGGGAGGAUGGAAAGACCAGGGUGGCAGAUGCUGGCCCGGGCCCCCUGACUCCCGUGGAAAGCCCCUGGUGUGAGGCCCUUUGACCUUGCCCACCCACUGUGCUCUCUGGCUGUUCUCCUAGGAUGUGUCACUGUCCCCACGUAGUGUCUGGGGGUAUUCUGUUGGCAAAGACCAGUGCCCCCCAUUCCCUGUGUGGACAGGCUGGCACAUCCCAGACCCUGUCAGAAUUAGGAGGCUUCCUAUCCUUAUGGCCCACCAGGACCAAAGGAAAGCCUUGGGUACUACAGGGCAGAGAGAGCUGGAGAAAGCCUCAGGGCCAGGAGGGUACGGGCUGUAGGACGGAGGAGCCGGCCUUCUGGGAAGGGGCCGGGAGAGGGGCCUUCCUCCUGGUUUCAUCCCAAUGACACUGUGGAGAGAGGUCAGGACCGGCCCUGACUCCCUCCUGUUCGCCAGUUCUUCCAAAUACAUCCUCAAAAGGACACCAGAGUCCACCCACCUUGCCUGACCCAGUUCUAUAGCACAUGUGUCUGCCCAUUGUUUUGCCCAUCUCUUCAGGCUAUCUGUAAAUUAUCUAUUGAUUCUUUUAUCAGUUCAUCCUUCUGACCAAUCUGGUCACCUCUCUGGCCAUCCAGUCUCUCACUCAUCCGUCCAUCCAUCUGUCCGUCUGUCCAUUACUCUGUCACCUAGUCCCCCAUUCAUCCUUCUACCAUCCGCCCGUCUGCAUGCCAUGCAUGUGUCUCCAUCUAACCCACACAACCAUGGCUCAGCCCAUCCCCAGCCAGGACCCAGUGUAGCACCAACACCCUCAGUGACCCAAAGCCACCUUGGCCAUCCCCUCCCAGUGCCCCUCCCAUGAAUCCAGGCCUGUUCCAGGGACAGACCAGGUUCCGCUACAGGCAUUGUAGGCAGAUUGGACCGACACUGUAGCAACAGCUCUGGCCAGUCUGAGCCCGCCUGGCAAGUGUGGUGGCAUUGGACCAGGAGAGGUGCUGGAGGCGGCCCACACAGCUGCUCAGGGGCCCUGUGACCAGGGCCAUCCGUCAGGGAGGCACAUUCCCUGGCAAGACUUGGACACCGCUGAGGGUGGAUUGAGGGGGUCCGGCGCGAUGCCUGCUGCAUUCCUUGUCACCAGGGGUCACUGCCCAGAGGUGUUCCCAGGAAGGGAGGAGACAGAGCCCCAAGCUGGCUGGCACCAGACACCAGGGCUCCCAGAGCCCCUUCUCCGGGUACUCAUUGUUGGCUCUACCUUCCCUCCUCGCCUGUCUUCCAUCUGGGGGUCCCAGAGCUGGGAGUGAGCCCCUCAGAGCUGGAGAGCAGAGAAGGAGCCCCAACCCAGGCUGAUGAGGCCGGCAUUCCCAGGACCCUGGAGGCCUAGUGCAGCCCCCACCUCAUCUUUCCCUGGCCCCUGCGGCCGCACAACUGCCUCCAGGCCCCCACGGCCCACAGGUAUCUUCCAGUCCUCCCUCCCCCAACCAGAUUCGUCCUGCUGGCCCAGGAGGAGGCGGCGGAGUUGAGGGGCCUGGACAGCCCACACGGAGGAGGGCUGGGGAGCCGAGUGUCUGGAGCAACCCAUAUGGUCCGAAGUGUUCAGAAAACUCUGUCUGCCUGCUUCCUGUUCUUUUCAUUUCAAUUAAGUCGGCCCCUGGGGCACCUCACCAGAGACCCCCUACAGCAGUUACACAACAUAGCGGGCUCAAUGGGAGCCCAAACUUAAACGUCUGAAGGUAGGGCUAGGGGCCCAACCAGGCCGGCCUCUGUGGGUGAGGGGCUCCGGCAGUGGGAGCCAGGCCGGGCACAGCCACACACAGCUUGGUGGGGACAAACUGACUGUCCACGUCCUCUUCUUUUUAUCUCACGCUAUGUUUUAAUUCUCCCAAAAGGGCCGGGCUGUCUUCCUCCGUGCUGGGCGGGGUCCUGGCAGCCACCCUCCCACACCCCCCAUCUCUCUGUUCGAGGCCCCGUGGGUUCUGUGUCAUGGAAUAAAGCUGCCAUUCGCCAA